Messenger RNA from Peronospora farinosa, 1851 nucleotides. NCBI's taxonomy places the organism in Eukaryota, Oomycota, Peronosporomycetes, Peronosporales, Peronosporaceae. The record is from the annotation of a GenBank genome assembly.
AUGGAUGAAUCUGCGGCUGGGACAUCGCUCUGCUCUGCACUACAUCUAGGCGAUAAUAAAGUCAAAUACAAAGAAAACACUUUUACUGCCAAAGUCGAGAGUGGGACACUUAAGGUGAAGAUCCUACGACAAGAUCAGAAACCUGUAGACAAUGGGGUGGACACUUUGUCCUCUACCACGUCCACUAAGACAAGAAAACGACGAGCAACGAGACAACCACAAUUAAUCUCAGACUCACCACCAAAACCAAGACCUAAUAGGAAACAUGUACCCAUUUUCUAUGAGCCGCAGUUUCGUCAACCUAUUAAGCAGAGAGGUGGCCACAGUAGCUCCAUGGAUGAUUCGAUGAGGACCCGUGCGACCUCGUCCACAGAGGAAUCUGCAGCUUCUGGAACAACCAAGUCGACGUCAUCUACAACAUCGAAGUCUGUAUCACAAUUGCCGGACGUGAGAUUCUAUACGAAGAAUAAAAAAGGCGUAGACCUACCGCCAAAGAUGAAUCAAUUGCUUGUCCGCAAUGAUACUGAAGGACAAGAGGUGCUGAGCGAACUACUGCGAUCGUACUUCCCUUCUUCAGGAUCAAGUGGACUUCACAGCCUUCCAGUAGGAGGGACACAACCAGCAGAAACGUCGUCGUGUGCAGGGCAGCUGGAAGACCAGACCAUCGGACUAACGUCGGCGCUACACCAGCUAGCGUCGUCCUCAGCAUUGUAUCGCUCUGCGCUGAAUGAAUUAUCUACGGGUGCACGUGUGCAACCGUCGACUUUAUCUUCAGCUGGUGAACAUGCUGCCGCUAGCAACAUUUCGGCAUCUUCGACUAUUACGACGACAUUGGCAAAAACAUCGGAUACGACGCACAGCAGGACAAACGAAGGUAUGAAAAACUAUUGGUUUGAUCCACUGUCUGCAUUGCAGACAGCGAUUGACCAUGCUCGACGUGCGUCAUCAGCGUGUCAAAGCGUGAAUCAGCAAAAUGACAAGCAUCGCGAGAGUGAGAGUACAAACAGCAGCGCUCGCGUCUACAGACUUGAGCCGUCAAAUUUCUAUGCGACAACACACAACAAUGGAAACACUUCGACAGAGACAAGACUAGGGGCGCUACCAGAUUUUUCUCCAUCUCUUACUGUACAGAAUUCGCUCUUGGGAGGUGGAAUUCAACAUCCAAGUUAUUCCAAGUUUCCUGUAAAUGUUGAAGGCAACAACGUGUCCGAUAUGGCGGAUAGCACUAAGGCCACAGUUACCGCGCUUGGACCGCCACCGGAUGCCAUUCCAUCGUUUUUGCUCCAAAACUCACUUACGGGCGGAAGCAUGUCGAUGCUGGACCUUCCAAGAACACACCCUAGCCUGGACAGACCAGGGUCAUUGACGAGUUUGAUCAACCUAGGAAAUGAGACGGCCAAAGACCUGAACAGCGUACCGAAAUUUGGGCUAAAGACGCAUCUUAGCCUGGAUAGACGACUAGUUUCAAUCACAAGUUCGGCCAGCGAGGAUAGUGGUAGUGGCAAAAGCAUGAGUAUGACGGCGUCUUGCCCCACAUCAGACACAAGUUCUACUUCUUCACACACUAUCCAGGAUACAGUAAGCAACGGGGCGGUCGAUUUAGGCCCACCACCGAGUAGUCCACCAGCCUUCACGAUCGGAAACUCGCUUAUGGGAGGAGGCAUAGAGCUGCAACCUGCUGCUGCGAACGUCAAUACGCACAACUUUGACUGGAAGCUGCACAGGGCCGUACCAAACACUAGCGAAGAUGCAACUUUUAGCUCGGAAAUUAGCAGAGAGAUCAGUUAUGCAUUGCGGGCACGGCUUGAGCGAUCACUGAUUUCAUCUGAAAACAUCCUGGACAAAGCAUAG